AUGUCAGCUACAGAGAAAAGUCAGAGUUUGAGUCUCAGAGGUACGACCUGUGUAUAUAAGUCCGUUUCCUCUGACACGAACAUCACCAUCAUCACCAACUCGGCAUGCACGGCUGAGAACAUCAGUGCAGAGUACACUGGAAACAGCGUCAUCGUGACUGGCCUACAGCCCGGCAACACCUAUUUAUUACGAAUCAACUGCUCCGACCUGUGCUGCUCAAACUUCUCAACUACGGAAAUUGGAAAGGAAGUCAGAGUCGCCAAGUUGGCUGCAGAGAGGAGAAUACAGAGAAGAGUCUAUCUGCAGUCUCGCAGACUACACGACACGCCCGCUUCAGUACAGGACACUCCCCCUGAGGAAGACGCCUGGCCUGAGCCAGUCAGCAACCUGUCUUUCACUCAAAUCACCAACUCAUCACUGUUUCUUAGCUGGACAAAGGGCCAGGGAAGAAGCCCCUUCUAUAGGGUAACAUGGAAAACCCCAGGGUCACAGCCCAUAUCUAGAUCUACCACUGAGACUUCCAUUCGUAUAACAGGGCUGGCACCUGGUACUAAAUACUCCUUCGAAGUAAAUUCGGUCGCCGCAGAUAACAUGACCGAGGGGAAAACAGUCGAUAAGUCACAGAAUACAGUACCAGCCAAACCUGAGAACAUCCGGGCUGACCUGCAGGGCAAUGACUCUCUGACUUUAAGCUGGGACCAGCCACCAGGGCAUGUGGACAAAUACAAAGUCCAGAUGAGUCAGAGAGACCUCAAUGUUUCUGAGAGCAAGAACACCAACAAUAACACCUCCCAGUUUAAGGACUUGUCUGCGGGCAGGCUGUACGAUUUUACCGUAACGUCAGUCAGUGGUGCUCUUGAAUCAUCUUCAGAUCUUGUUCGGUUUGCCACUAGGACACGGUACGACAUCACCGUGGCCACAGUUUCUGCACAUGGUCUGAGAAGCUCUCGAGCCAGUUUAUCUGUCUUCACACGACCCAACCAAGUUCGGGAACUGAAGGCCACUGCUACGUCCACAAACUCUCUCAGACUGGAAUGGCUGCCGCCCUCAGACACCCAGAACAAUUACACCUACAGGGUCCAAAUCUCGCCGUCGUCUGGCUCGAGCGGAACAGUGGUAUCAGGGAACAAUUUUACCGUGAACGGUCUUCGGCCUGGAGCUCAGUACACCUGCAGCGUCACCACGGUCAUAUCCAACCUCUCUGGACCCGCUGAGUCCGUACCCUGCUACACCAAGCCUGAAACCGUUCGCAAUUUGACAGCGACAACCAUUAAUGAAACCGUGAUUCGUCUGACGUGGCUUUACCAAGGCGACCAGAACAGCACUUAUUACUAUAAAAUCAUUGUCGUCGGGCAAAAGACAUUUAACACCACGGAUACGACCGUCGAUGUUGGCAAUCUCACUCCUGGCGCCUCGUACACAUUCCAGGUUGUCGUUGUAGCAAACUCAGUGAGGUCGGAGCCCAAGGAAACCUCUGGAUACACACGAGUGGGAAAACCAUCGGUCACAUCUGCUGUUGGGAGCACGACCAACGUGACUGUAACGUGGUCACAGCCAUCUGGGAACGUGACGUCGUACAAUGUCACAAUCCGCCAGGGUGACUAUUAUCAGCAGACAACCGAGUCGAACGGCGAGUCCGUCGUGUUUCAGAACCUGAAACCCGGCACAAACUACAGCGUCACCGUGAUCAGCAUCAGUGGCCUGUCCAGCGUGCAAUCUGACGAAUUUCGCAAUGCCACCCUGCCCACCCGUCCCGGACAGAUUGACGUUUAUCCGACCAAUGACUCGUUGAUUCUGACCGUGGGUCAACCUUACAACAUGAUCCCUGGAGAGUACACCUUUUUAGUGUCCUAUGGUGACUCUACCACUGUCAUUGACAUGGGACAGAACAGAACCCGUUUGUCUAAUCUGACAACUGGCACCCAGUAUAACAUCAUGGUUAAAACCAUCGGCGCUAAGGACUAUGAGAGUGAUGCUGUCAGUGCCUCCAGCUACACCUUACCCAACAGUGCGACCAGUCUACAACUGGAGAGCUUCUCCACCACCAGUGUCACGGUGACUUGGGUGCAGGCAGACUCUAAGACUGGCUACCAGUAUAACGUUACGGCUCAGAAUCAGACCUGGACGCAAGCGACUCAGACAUUGACGACGACUACAGCACACAUGCAGGACCUGAGAUCUGCCAGAGAGUACAACGUCACCAUCGUAACUCUCUCCGCAGGUGGCACCAGCGCCCCGGCUGUGUCGAUUACCGUGUUCACCAAGCCGUACCCUGUCAGCUCCCUGGGCGUCACCGUUCUGAACGUGUCUGCCGUGAAGCUCAACUGGACCAGGCCUUUGGACUUCCCUCCCGACGGCUCGUACAGAGUGGAGACCUCCGCCUGCACCGAUCACAGCGUGAACCAGACGGUGACCUCUGAGCAGAUCGUCAUCGCCGGUCUGGAGUCUGGACGCCAGUGCACCUUUACGGUUUUCAGCCAGGCCAACGGCAUUGAAGGAGACUCUGUCAGCAUCUCCAGUUACACAAGACCUCCUGUUAUCACUCCGUCUGUCAUCAACAUAGGCUCCAAUGACUCCCUCUUGGUAACGUGGGAGUCCCCAGGAGGUGCUGUGCAAACAUACAUCCUAAACAUCAGCGGAUCUGGCUUGAACCAAACUUUAGAAGUCACAAAUGAGCAGUGCUCACACAAUUUCACGAACCUGAUGGCGGGAACUGUGUACACUGUCACAAUGACCUCCAUCAGUGGUGGUUUCAGUGAAGCGUCUGAGCCGGUUUCCAACGCAACCAGUCCAAAUGAACCAGGACCUGUGAGAGUCUCAGCCAAAGGCACAGACUUUAUUUCAGUGGAGUGGACCACAGCCCAGGGCAUGACACCAGGCACUUUCAAUUACUCUGUCACGUAUGAGCCAUCAGGGCUCAACAGGACUCAGGCAAUCACUCAGAGUAACACCAUGCAACUGACCAACCUGAUCUCUGGCACUUCAUACACCAUCUCCGUGGUAACUGUCGGACCAAUGGGCUUCAAGAGCAAGCCUGUAACGCUACAAUCCAUCACUACUAAUCCUGGGCCUGUUAAGGAUUUAGGUACAUCAGCCAUCUCAACUGAUCAGGUAUCCCUGACAUGGGAGGCUCCAGCAGGCCCUCAGACAGAUUACUUAUACAGUGUCAAAGUGAGUGGAGAGAGCUUUAUUAUGGGGAAGAACACAAGCUCCCAGGAUGCUUCUGUGGGCAGCCUAUCCCCAGGGACUGCCUACAACGCCAGUGUCCAAGCCAUCACCUCCGACGGAACCUCAGGAGCUCUGGUGUCACUCUCUUUUUGCACAGAUGCAGCCCAGGUCGGGAGUCUGACCUGCGAAGGUCCUAACCUGACCUCCGCGAUGCUGAUUGUCUCCUGGAACAAACCUCCUGGCUCCAACAGCGGCUUUACUGUCCAGCUGAGUGCAUCAUCAGUUAACGUCACACAGAACUUAAACAGCUACCAGCAUAACUUCACUGGUCUCCAGUACUACACCCAGUACAGCGUCGAUGUGUGGACGCGAGGCUGUGGGAAAACCAGCAUCGCCACACGGAAGACCUGCCGAACUGGAAUCACCAGGCCUCCUGAACCCAACAUAGAGCCAGCAGUGGUGGUCUCAGACACUGGGUAUAACCAGUUCACUCUAAAGCUGGAUUCCAUCCUCUUCAACUCCAGCAAUGGACCUGUGCUUUAUUUUGGCAUUCUGGUGACAUCAGAGAUGACUGGAUCCGCCAGAAGCAGCAGCUCUUCAGUGAAUCAGUAUCUGACUAAAACCUAUGAGAACUGGGUUGCCGGUGAGACAUCCACAUACCUGGCCACUGUGAAGCAGCAUCAGGCAACAGACAGUCAGCACACUGUUGUGAUUGGCGAUGAGACCACAUGGGAGGGAUACAAAAAUGGAGAACUCAAUGCUAAAGGAACAUACAGUUUUGCAGUUGUGGCAUUCACCAAUCUGAAAAUCUCCAAUGACCUCAUAGCAACAUCCCAGUCAUUCUUCUCAGCAUCCAGGUUUUACGAGGCAGGAGUGACCCUGUCUGAAAACCCAGUCGUGAUCUGGGGGGCGGUGGGGGGAGCAGUCUGUGCUUUUCUCAUACUUUUCAUUGCCACUGUGGUUCUUGCCAUCGUCAUGAAACGGAGAAAAAGCAAAGAAGAUUCUCCUGGAGUUCCCAUCCAUUCCAUACGAGCCAAAGUUAGUCAGCCAAUCAAAGUGGAGCACUAUGAGUCACACUACCUUAAACAGCGGGCUGACUCCUUUUGUGGCUUUGCUGAGGAAUUUGAGGACCUGAAACCUGUUGGAGUUAAUCAGCCUAAGAACAGUGCUCUUGCCCCUGAAAACAGACCAAAGAACCGCUACAACAAUGUUCUUCCCUACGACUCUUCUCGCGUCAAGCUCUCUGUCCUCGGCAGCCCGUUUGAUGAUUACAUCAAUGCCAACUACAUACCGGGUUACACUUCGAAGAAAGAGUUCAUCGCUGCCCAGGGUCCACUGCCAGGCACAGUGAACGAGUUCUGGAGGAUGAUCUGGGAGAAAAACGUUCACACGGUCGUCAUGCUGACCAGAUGCAAUGAGCAAGGACGGGUGAAAUGUGAAGAAUAUUGGCCUGCAGAGACAAAACACUUCAACAAUCUAGUAGUGACAACAACUUCUGAAAUUCCUCUAGAGGACUGGACCAUUCGGGACUUUGAUAUAAAAAAUGUGAAAACGGCAGAGACUCGGUCAGUGCGGCACUUCCACUUCACGGCCUGGCCAGACCAUGGCGUCCCGGAGACCACGGAGCUGCUCAUUAACUUCAGACACCUCGUGAGGGAACAUAUGGACCAAUAUUCUCGCCACUCUCCUACGCUCGUCCACUGCAGUGCUGGAGUUGGACGAACAGGAACAUUCAUUGCCAUUGAUCGACUCAUCUUCCAGAUCGAACGCGAUGGAGUCGUUGACGUUUACGGAAUCAUUCAUGACUUGCGCAUGCACAGACCCCUGAUGGUCCAAACAGAGGAUCAGUAUGUCUUCCUGAACCAGUGUGCCAUAGACAUCAUCCGGUCACGGACCGGCACCAACGUAGACUUAAUCUAUCAGAACACAGCAGCACUCACUGUCUACGAAAACUUUGAACCGAUGAAGAAGUCUAAAAAUGGUUAUCACAAAGCCUAG
Molecule: messenger RNA, 5166 nt
Organism: Chanos chanos (milkfish)
Lineage: Eukaryota; Metazoa; Chordata; Actinopteri; Gonorynchiformes; Chanidae
Gene: ptprja
Product: protein tyrosine phosphatase receptor type Ja
Exons: 30
Coding region: 1-5166 (1721 amino acids)
Biological process (GO): peptidyl-tyrosine dephosphorylation involved in inactivation of protein kinase activity
Cellular component (GO): signaling receptor complex
Molecular function (GO): protein binding; protein tyrosine phosphatase activity
Source: RefSeq, a predicted model, not a curated record